Eurytemora carolleeae is the source of this 1266-nucleotide messenger RNA. RefSeq names its product zinc finger protein 99. Gene Ontology annotation, biological process: regulation of transcription by RNA polymerase II. Gene Ontology annotation, molecular function: RNA polymerase II transcription regulatory region sequence-specific DNA binding; DNA-binding transcription factor activity, RNA polymerase II-specific. The record is from RefSeq and is a predicted model, not a curated record. Gene Ontology annotation, cellular component: nucleus. Lineage: Eukaryota; Metazoa; Arthropoda; Copepoda; Calanoida; Temoridae. The coding region runs from base 4 to 1266 and encodes 420 amino acids. The transcript has 13 exons.
AUAAUGUUGUUUUUGAUAAAGUGUUUAAUGAAGGAAAGUGAAGAAGGAAGUGAUUCUAAGAUUGCAGUGAAAGUAGAACGGAAGGAAGAUGCUAAUAAUGAUGAUGAAGACUUUGAUCCAAGCCAAUAUUACAGUCAAAAUGGUAAAAGAGAGCUGGACAGUGAUAGCGAUACGAAGGAUGAGAUAAAUUAUGAUGUUGGUUGUGAGAACUGUGGGGUUAGUUUCAGCAACCGGCGGAAGAUGAUUGCUCAUCUAAUAGACUGUAAUCCCGAGCAGAUUGAAGAACUAAGUGAAGAGGAGGAGGAUAGUGAAGAUGAUUAUAGUGAUAGUGAUAGUGACGAUGAACCUAGAACAAAGCGUAGGAUGAAUAUGGAAUCCUGUGAUAACUGCCUUAGAGAAUUUAAACAAAGGAGCAACCUGAUUCGCCACCUUGAAGAGUGUAACCCUGACCAGCUCAUGGAAUUACCAAAGCUGAAGAAAAGAAAAGUUAGCUCCACAGGAGGAGCUGGUCCUUAUACCUGUCGAGUUUGUCAUCGACAAUUCAUCUUUAAAAAGAGUUUACACAAGCAUGAGGAGCUCCAUAGUGAUGAUCCCGAGCAUGCCUCUCUUCUCAAGAGUAAAAGUUCAAAACGAAAAAAGUCCGCCUCCAAGAAUGCGCAUGGCCAAUAUCAAUGUGAUCGUUGUGAAUGUGAUUUUAAAGUUUUCUCUGCAUUGGACCGGCACAUGGAGGCUCACGACCUGGCAGCUAAGAGUGCCCCGAACCAGGCGGAUAUAGAGGAGGGCUCAGGUUUUAAAAUGAUUGAUAUAAGAGAUGGAAAGAUUAUGCGUUGUAAAAGAUGUGAUUUGGCGUUCAAGAGCCACGGUGUGUACAGGAUGCAUAUGCAGAAGUUCCAUAAAAAGAUGUUUCAUUGUGAAGAGUGUUCGAAGAAGUUCACGCUUCCAAAUACCUUGAUUAAACACAGAUUAAAUUAUCAUACAAACUUCCCUAAGUCUUGUGCUGAUUGUGGAAUUGUAUUACCAACUAAACAUCAGUUUGUUAGACACGUGAACACUCAACAUGGAACGGCAUUUCAGGAAAGUAAUGUGCCUUGUGAGAUAUGUGGAAAGUUAGUCAAAAAUAAAUAUACCUUGAAACAGCAUGUGAAGUUAGUUCAUGAAAAGAAAAAAGGAGAGUUUGCUUGUGAUCAAUGUGGAAAAGUAUUAAAGUCUAAAGGAAGUUUAGAUUAUCAUAAGAGAACCCAUACUGGGGAGUUUGCCUAUAGGUAA